AUGUAUUUUCUACCCACAGUCGGCAAGGGUCGCAAGCCCAGGUUCGAAUUACACCUCAAGAUAUAUGAUCUCAACAACGUGCCCCUGGUCUCGGGCAACUCCUUCAUCAAAUGGCAUCUCGCCCACUCCAUGCAUGCCGAUCACCGCGGCCGCACCAUCAAGUGCCCGAUUGAAAACCACACGGUCAACUAUAACUUCAGCAAAAUGGUCCCUUCGAUUCGAAUAUCCAUCGACAAGAACAACCAACUCCACGACUGCCCCCUCGAGUUUGAGAUCGUCCAGGAGUUUGCCGUUGCCGAGAAGAUCACCCUCGGUUACGUCAGGCUCAACCUCGCCGAGUAUGUCGAGGAGAGCGAGACGUAUGCAAAGGACGUCACCUCGCCGCCGCCGCCGAGGAGACGAAGUAGCACCAACAGCAUCAGCCCAACCGCCGACAUCCCCGCCGAACCGCGCGUGGUCGAGGACGGCAUAGUGAGGAGGUAUCUCAUGCAGGACAGCAAGGUCAACAGCACCCUCAAAAUCGGCAUCCUGAUGGUCCAGAUCGACGGCGAGCGCAACUUUGUCGCACCCACCUUGAAGUCCGCCCCUGUCUUUGGCGGUAUUGCCGGCCUCGUGGCCCCCGAGCAGGUGGAAGCCGACGCGGGUCCGCUGCCCAACAUAGCCAAGGGGCGAGACUUGGCCGAGGUUCAAGACUUGUAUCGCCGCACCCUCGCCGCCUCCUGGACCCGCUUUCCAUCCGAGCUCCCUGCCGAUGAGUGCAUCGAAGACAUCUUCUCCGGCGGCAACGGCUGGAAGACGAGGACGGACAGCAACAACCAGGCCGACACUGACGACGAGGACGAUGAAGGGGAACUUGGCCAGGAUACCAUUCGACCCAGCCAAUUCCGUCGCCUCGCCCUGUACAACCAGAGCCACCACAGCCGCCGGAGCAGCCGUCACCAGCGCAACCAGAGCUCCUCGAGCGAAAAGAGCGUCUCAACUGUCAUGGGACGUGGCCCUGGCAGUGUCGGCCCCGGAAGCACCAUCAGCGCCGCGCGGCGAGCUGCGCGCAUCGCCCCCCGCGACGACGGCCGCAACGACGACGCCGCAAGCCUUCGGAGCGGAAAGAGCCUGGGCAGCCUGGCUCCGACGCAGGGGAGCAGCAGCGACGGAGAGCGGGAGGUGGGCAUGAGACGCGUCAAGGAGCUUCCAGAGUCGGACUUGCGCGAUGAUUUGGUUGCCUGGAAGCUGCCGGGUGUGACGACGUAG
Molecule: messenger RNA, 1248 nt
Organism: Drechmeria coniospora
Lineage: Eukaryota; Fungi; Ascomycota; Sordariomycetes; Hypocreales; Ophiocordycipitaceae
Product: respiratory complex assembly protein Rmp1
Exons: 4
Coding region: 1-1248 (415 amino acids)
Source: RefSeq, a predicted model, not a curated record